AUGUCAUUUUCUUAUGCAAGAACAUUAGUGUCUGGAUCUGUUAUUUCAGAUUUAGAAGGUGAUAAACUUAUCCUUCCACCUUUUGUACUCGAAGAACUUUUACGAACGGCCAGUCAAUCCGUACCCAGUGAUUUCUCGGAUGCACAACUUCCUUAUCCUAUAACUUUUCAGAUCACUAAUCCAAGAACAAGAUUAAUAACUCAUGGUGGUGUCCUUGAAUUUAACGCAAAGGACGAGAAAGCUUACUUACCACAAUGGAUGCACGAUUCGUUAUCACUUACUAAUGGUUCGGAAGUUAUUAUCCGAUUAAAGGAAUUGCCUAAAGGUACAUGGGCUCGAUUCCGUCCAAUGAAUACAGAUUACAAAGAAAUUUCGGAUUAUAGAGCUGCAUUUGAAGGAUAUUUGAGAUCUCAUUAUACUACUUUAACCGCAGGUGAAAUUCUAACCAUAAAGCAAGCUGAUACUUCGUACCAAUUUUUGGUGGAAUCUCUUAAACCCUCAAAUGCUGUUAGAAUCGUAGAUACAGACUUAGAAUUAGAGAUAGAACCACUUGAGGCCCACAAUGCUUUCAAAACUUUUAAAGGUGAUAUAGAAAACGACAUACAUGUUGGAAAAGUUGCAAAUGGAAAAGUUAGCAAAAAUGUUUAUGGAUAUUGGAAUGUAUUAGGAAUUGACAAACUUCAUGGAUUAAAUAUAGAGUUGAGGAUUCAUACUGGGGAUGCAGGUAUUAUUAUAAUAUUGGCUUAUCGUCCAUUAAAUCAAAUGAAUUCAGAUCUUAUCAUAUCAACCGUUCGCAAUCCUACGCUUGAUUCACAUCUCUGGUCAAAUUUUGAAACCGCAUCAACGAAAAAUAUAUUCAUUCCGUCGUCGAAUUCAGAAUAUGCUACUAGUAACGAACUUUUUAUCGGUAUCCACGGAUUUGGUGAUGAGCCAGCGUCAUACGAAUUGGAAAUCACACCUUCUGAUCAACCGUCUAACUCGCAUAAUUCAGAAAAUGCCAUAACAAGUCAUGUAAACGAAAAUUCACCUGGGUAUAUUAAAUGCGACAAUUGUGAGAGUUGGAUACCUGAACGCACUAUUGCCCUGCAUUCGAGUUUUUGUCUAAGGAAUAACAUUAAAUGUAUAUUGUGUGGAAAAGUAAUGAAGAAAGGUGAAGAACAAAAACAUUGGCAUUGCGAAUAUUGUAAUAAGUCCGGUGAUUUUUCAGAGAAAGAAAAGCACCAAUUUGUAUUUCAUACGAUUCGUCAGUGUUCCUGCAGAUUUGAGACUGAAUCGCUUCCAGAAUUGGCUCAACACAAGCGGACCACGUGUCCUGAAAAACUAAUCACGUGUAGAUUCUGUCUUAACCUUGUUAAACAAGGUGAUCCAUCAACUAACCAACACGAUUUACUUGAAGGUUUAACAGCACAUGAAUCUUAUUGUGGAGGACGUACUACUACUUGCUUGAAAUGUCACCAACCGGUUAUCUUAAAAAAUGUUGCAACUCAUAAUAUGAAGCACGAGAUCGAAAAACAAAAUAAGAGAUUGCCACCACUUUGUAGGAAUAAAAAUUGUGUGAGAACCGCAGCUGAUAAUGUACUUAAAUUAUGCGCUACAUGUUUCGGACCAUUCUGGUCGCCAACAGCAGAUCCAGAGAAAAAAAUGUUAUAUACGAGAGUUGCUAGGAAAUAUCAUUCACAACUAACAACCGGAUGCAAGCAACAAUGGUGCAAAAAUUUGUACUGUGCUACAGGAAAUUCAACACCACAGGAUGCUACUACCGCAGCAUUAUCCUUAACACCUCUUUUAAAACAACUUCAAUCAUCUACUACAGCUUUUAUGUAUUUUUGCGUAGAUGAGUUAACAACGAGCAAACGCACACUUGCAAAUAUAUUAUAUAAAGGUGAAGAUGGAGAAAGCUUUGAAGGAGAGUAUGCGGACGAAUUUUGUGUUUAUGCAUUAGAGGUUGAAAAUGGUGAUCUUGUAGCAGCGCGAAAGUGGUUAAUUGAUAAUGCUCCAAAU
Scutellospora calospora is the source of this 2001-nucleotide messenger RNA. The record is from the annotation of a GenBank genome assembly. Lineage: Eukaryota; Fungi; Glomeromycota; Glomeromycetes; Diversisporales; Gigasporaceae.